AACAAUAUUCUCAACUUAUAAUUCGCCAAUUCAAUCUUCUCCAUCUCACCUCAUCGACUUCAUAACUUUUCUCCUUCUACCUUCACAUAAAAUCGUAUUCCAACACAGAUAUUCACAAUUCAUACGAUAUUAAUUAUCCCUUCGUCUUCCAACCAUCAGCUCUCCUCUCGUAGAAUUCAACAAUUUCAAACCCCCUCACGAUGCAGCUCAAGCGAAAGCGUUCCGAGUCCGAGCUCUCCAGCUCCUCUAGCCCCUUCGGCUCGCCUUCGCGACCAGAGCAGCUCACCAUGAUGGAUAUGGACAGUAUGGCCAACGUAUCGCCUAUUCGUCGUACUUCGCGGAGCUCAACACCUUCCCACUUACACAGCCGCACCUUGAAACGGUUCCGCAAUAGCCGUCCUUCGGACGAGGAAAUCCACGAACGUACCUUAAACAUGCUAUAUACCGCCCAGAAACAGCACAUUGUCCACCAGCAAAACUCUCCGUUCGCCAGCCUUCUUACACAGCCUCAACCUCAACCCGCACAGAUGCCGUCGCAAGGAGCCCAGGCGUCACUCCACAGCUUCUGGAAACUUCCCAACGCAGCAUCUGCCUCAAACACCUCAGUUCCACCUCCCGUCGAUCACCUAGUAUAUGACGGCCCUACCAAUUGCGAGGAUUGCGGACAGGCACUACACGAAGGUGCGAGCGAAGACUCAAUGGACGUAGACGGCUUCUGCUCAGAGGUCGACACAAGCUGUGGAGGGUGUGGGAAACACGUCUGCUCGCACUGCUCCAUCACCAACCUGGGCGAGCAGCGAAAGUGCUUGAUAUGUGCUGGGAGGAAGGUCUGGGUCGGCGGUCUCGGAUGGGCUGGUGUCUCAGGUAUCAAGGUCUGCUAAAAAGUGGAUUCAUUCGGAUUAUGUAUAUGGUAUCAGGAUUACACGCUUAGCUACAGGUUAUCCUGAAUAAGGAGCUUUAAGGCGGCGCUGGACAUUUAAGAUGGAUAAGCGUUGGAGUUCAAGGCGAACACGCCAUCGCCGGGUUAUAUGUUUGAGUUUGGGGUUUGGACACACUCUAGUACAGGCGUCUUGCAGCAGGCAACGUUAUUAUAGGGCAUUGGUAGCCCUUAUUACUUGAUACUUGGUAUUCUUCAAGAGUACUCUUCUUCACAGGUCAAUAAUAAAAGUUUCUAAAGAGAGUUUUUGUGAGGAUUCGAGCUUCAUAUCGGGAGUAUUGGCAUGGCCAUAUCUAUACUUUCACGAUCUACAUAAUAAUAAGUUCAAGUGUAAGAUAUAAUAAUGAAUUGUUUUCAGAGUC
Molecule: messenger RNA, 1299 nt
Organism: Daldinia loculata
Lineage: Eukaryota; Fungi; Ascomycota; Sordariomycetes; Xylariales; Hypoxylaceae
Exons: 2
Coding region: 201-881 (226 amino acids)
Source: RefSeq, a predicted model, not a curated record